UACCGGGCUUUGGCCUCUUUUAUUUUCUUUUUACAGUCAACUCCACGUGUAAAAGACUUCAUAAAGCAUGGUGGUUCUGGCUGUACCCCGGGUGAGCUGCGGAGGAAAGGGCUGGCUAUUCUGGACAGACUUCACUGGGACCUCCACACGGGAAUAUUGCUGGGCUUCUUGGUUAUAAUAAAGGGGGGGGGGCUCUGUCCUAACAUUAAAAAGCAUGGUCUCCAGUUCCACGCCCUGACGGUCCUGAGCUGGCCCCAUGUGGCGGCACGGCUGCCUCAGAGGAAUCCUUCCCUCCACGUCGCAUCCCUGACCAGGCAGCUGCAGCACUGUAUGGCAGGCCACCAGCUGCUGCAGUUCAAGGGUUCCACAUUGGCUUUGGUCAUCAUCACCUUAGAGUUGGAGAGGCUCAUGCCCGACUGCUGUGCUCCUAGAUCUGAUCUGCUAAAGAAAGCACAGGUAGACAUCAACUUGGCCCUUCCAGCUGACGUGGCGUUCUAGGCUGAAAGGGGUACCCGUGGCCCUUCUUGUUCCUUCGGGGGCCCCAGGAACAGCUAUAGCAUGAGUCUGACUGCAAGCCAUGCUUUCUGCGUGGGCUCGUGCCCUGUGUUCCCCGGAUGGCAAACCGUGAACUCACAGGGAAGGGUUUUGGGCAGUGAGGAACGAGAACACAGGCAGUCUGAUGCCCAAGAUCAGGAAUGGGUGGAGGAUUUGGGUGCUUAAUAUUGAGGAUUAUAGCGUCCAGACUUUCCUUCUCUAUGAAUCUGUGGUGACAGGCACAGGGUGGGGGCCACGUCAGCAGCUCUCAGGACAGAUUAGGAUGGAGUGGUAGAUUAACUUUAGUUAUAGUUACUGAGGAUG
Peromyscus leucopus (white-footed mouse) is the source of this 858-nucleotide messenger RNA. RefSeq names its product cyclin I family member 2 (gene Ccni2). The record is from RefSeq and is a predicted model, not a curated record. NCBI's taxonomy places the organism in Eukaryota, Metazoa, Chordata, Mammalia, Rodentia, Cricetidae.